AUGGAUCAAAUUAAAAAAAUGUGGUUAUUGUUUUCAGUGUCUUUUGUAAUUAAUUCUCAAGCUUCACCAGAAAAUGCUCAGACAAAGCAAGAUGCAUCAUCUGUGGUUAUUGCUACUGAGUACUAUAAUAUGGGAUCCAAUGAAGAGGCUGUCUACUUACCCUUCCCUGAUGAUUCUAAAUAUCUCCAAGACGUGUCUUCAGAUUUACGUGAAAUCCAGUUUACCCUUAAAGAGACAUUGUGUCUAAAAUCAGAGACCCAAACUCCUGAGCACUGUCUAUUUCGAGACAAUGGUGCAAUACAAGUCUGUACAGCUCAGUUUGAUGAGAAGAAUAAUCUAGAUAACAUGACGUGCAAUGCUGUUGUUAAGAAAUCUCGCACAAAAAGAUGCCACAAGAAACCCAAAAAGAAACCUAAAAAGAAACCCCUAAAGAAAUUCAAAAGGAAGUCUAAGAGAUAG
Bombina bombina (fire-bellied toad) is the source of this 459-nucleotide messenger RNA. RefSeq names its product cathelicidin-related peptide Pt_CRAMP2-like. The transcript has 4 exons. Gene Ontology annotation, biological process: defense response. The record is from RefSeq and is a predicted model, not a curated record. Lineage: Eukaryota; Metazoa; Chordata; Amphibia; Anura; Bombinatoridae. Gene Ontology annotation, cellular component: extracellular region. Bases 1 to 459 code for a protein of 152 amino acids.